Symbiodinium natans is the source of this 1317-nucleotide messenger RNA. Lineage: Eukaryota; Dinophyceae; Suessiales; Symbiodiniaceae. The record is from the annotation of a GenBank genome assembly.
AUGGCGCUUGCGGGUGAGUCCCCUGUUGCCAAGACCUCGCUGCCGGCCAAGAAGCUUGUGGCAUGGUUUAAGAGCGAGGACGCAGGGCCCAACUGGCGGAGCAGCAUUGGGAAGUUCAGCGCGUCGGCUGGGCGGAACUCUGGAGUCUUCUCCUACACCUCCAGGGGCUACGGUGCCAAAGCCCGGGUGCGAUACAUUCAAGGCUCCAUCAAGGACACCUUCCAGUUUUCCGAUGUGCUGCAGGAUCGCUACACAGUAUGCUCAGUUUCUCGCUACGCAUCCACGGAAGCGCUCGGCAGGAUCUUGCAAGGCAGCGCGUCCAAUAUCGCCUUAGGGCACCACGCUGGCGAUGCAGGCGUGGUUUUCUUUGACGGCACCUGGCAAACAAAGAAGACCGGGCAACGCAUGAGCACCAAGUGGACCACGAUCUGCGCGUCCCCAGGUGCUCCCUACGUCUUCGUGGACGGGAUCAAUGUUGGGACGGCGAGCUCAGACAGCUUCACAGAUCAGAGCAUCGUGAUCAACAGUGGCUUCGUGGCGGAUCAGGUGUCGAACUGGGCAGUCAUGGAGGUGAUGACAUGGAACUAUGUCCUGACCGAGAAGCAAAUGGAAGAUGCUUCCACGUACUUGAUGAAGAAACUGAUGGUGGGUGCUGCAGAGGACAGCUGCCGCGUAGUCCUGCGAAACCCGAGUUGGUGGGACGGCAGAAGCUGGAGCUCUUCGAGAAAGAGAUUCAAGAUGAAGAUUCGCAAAGUAAUCAAGAAGCAACUCGACGCAGCCACUCGCGGCCCAAGAAAAGACUCGCAACUGGACUCUCCAUCUGGCUGGUGCGCCCAGACGACAACCCGCAAAGAAUAUCUUGAGAUCGACUUGAAGGCUGUGGAGAAGGUCAUAGGCGUGAUCAUCCAAGGGGAACAUGACAGUGACAAUUGGGUCCACUCUUUCAAAGUCCAGUACAAGGCAUCGGCCAAAGGCGUUUGGCAGACCAUCCCGGCACGAUUUACCGGCCUGGCCCAAAAGACAGAGGAGCAUGUCAGAGCCUAUUUCUCCGAGCCUGUGGAAGCUCAUGCCAUCCGCCUCACAUCCUUCAGCGUGCACAACGAGCUCUGCCUUCGGGCAGCCGUCAUGGUCUGUCAGGGGAAGCUGGAGAAUGAGGUCACGCUCCUCCAGGCCAAGACGUGCCCGACCAACUACAACAGCCAAUCUUGGAGCGAAUCCGAUCCUGCCAGCAGGCAUCUCCGGAUCGGCGGCACGAAGGAGUGUUUGGCGCUGGAACAGCUGGAGGAAGCCCACCAGUUGGAGACACCUCAAUGCUAG